AACGAAACUCAGCAUUCACUUGAAAACUCUCAAACUACAUAGCAUUCUUACAAUUAUUCAUUUCGUUAAUAAACACUAAAAGAGAAAAUGUCAUCCAUAGGAGCAAGUUACGCACCAUUAUAUCUUAUGCAGAAGCAGCUCAAGGAGAAGAAGAUGAUAAAGAGAGAAAAGGAGAGAGCAGAUAAAGCCCAAAGUCUCGCUGUCGGUGAAAUCUCUUUGGACACAGGAAGGAAGUCUAACAAAAUCUACCCUUCCCGCUCAUCUUACAGUGAACACGUAGAGAGACCAAAUCACAAGAGUAAAAUCUAAAGUAAGGAAGAGGACUGAUUCAGACAUAUCUCCAUGUAACUUGUCUUUGUAUGUAACAUGUUUAUAUAUGUGUGUAUAUGUGUAUAUUGGGAUGGGUCUAAAACAUAUCUUGGUGUUUAUAUAUAUGUGAGUUACUUGGUGUCCCCUUGUCUGAGUGUUAAGAGGUUGUUGUAUGCAAGAUGUAUAUGUUAAUGGAUCUGUAAUUUUACUUGACGAUUAAUAGUAUUGGCUUUUCAGUA
Messenger RNA from Brassica napus (rape), 548 nucleotides. RefSeq lists its product as uncharacterized. Bases 88 to 309 code for a protein of 73 amino acids. The transcript has a single exon. The record is from RefSeq and is a predicted model, not a curated record. Lineage: Eukaryota; Viridiplantae; Streptophyta; Magnoliopsida; Brassicales; Brassicaceae.